CCGCUGCCUGCUGGGGUCCCAAAACGCGGGAUGGCGACGCCGGAGCUGUGGAGCUACAACUCCACGUCCACGUGGAACCGGUCCGCGGCGGGACAGGAGCGCUUCGGCAGCCUGGAGGACAUCGACUUGCCGGCGGACGGCUCCCCGGCGCUGCGCAUCCUCAUCUCCAUCGUGUACUCCGUGGUGUGCGCCGCGGGGCUCGUGGGCAACCUGCUCGUCUUCUUCCUGAUGAAAGCGCGCCGCGGCCGCAAGAAGCGCUCCAGCAUCAACCUGUUCAUCCUCAACCUGGCCGUCACGGACUUCCAGUUCGUGCUCACGCUGCCCUUCUGGGCCGUGGACACGGCGCUGGACUUCAGCUGGCCGUUCGGCAACGCCAUGUGCAAGAUCAUCCUCUCCGUCACGGUGAUGAACAUGUACGCGAGCGUGUUCUUCCUCACGGCCAUGAGCGUGACCCGGUACUGGUCGGUGGCCUCGGCGCUGAAGGACCGGACCCGGCGGAGGGUGUGCCCGGUGCGCUGGGUGAUCGCCGGGCUGUGGGUGUCCGCCACGGCCGCGUCCCUGCCCACCGCCGUGUUCUCCACGGUGAGGAGCGUGGCCGGGGAGCGGCUGUGUCUGCUCGGCUUCCCCGACGGCCAGGCGUGGCUCGCGCUCUACCACCUCCAGAAGAUCCUCGUGGCGUUCGUGUUCCCCAUGCUCAUCGUGAGCGUGUGCUACCUGCUCCUGCUGCGCUUCGUGCGCCUGCGCAGCAUGAACAACAACCAGGUGAAGCGCCGGUCCCGGGUCACGCGCUCCGUCACCAUCGUGGUGCUGUCCUUCUUCGUGUGCUGGAUGCCCAACCACGCCAUCACCUUCUGGGGGGUGCUGGUCAAGUUCAACGUGGUGAACUGGGACCGGACCUACUACAUGGUGCACACGUACGUGCACCCGGUGACCGUGUGCCUCGCGCACACCAACAGCUGCCUGAACCCGGUGCUGUACUGCCUCAUGCGCCGCGAGUUCCGGAAGAAGAUGAAGGACCUGUUCUGGAGGAUCUCGUCGCCCACCGGGCCGAACAGCUGCCCGCUGCGGCCCUUCUCCGGCACCGUGCGCGCGGAGCCGGACGACACGCACGUGGUGAUCCCGCUGAACACCGUGGAGACGGAGAACUGCAGACUGUCCGUGCUAACGGACCAGGGGGACACGGACGCGCUGCAGAGGUAAAGCGGACUCUAAAGGACCAGAACAAGUGGGUCCAAAAACAAGACAACUCUCAGAUUUAGUUGUUUUUGAAAGAUGGAUAUUUGAAAUGAUUCUUCUCUAACUC
This is a messenger RNA of Etheostoma cragini (Arkansas darter), 1303 nucleotides long. RefSeq names its product relaxin-3 receptor 1-like. Gene Ontology annotation, molecular function: G protein-coupled receptor activity. The record is from RefSeq and is a predicted model, not a curated record. Lineage: Eukaryota; Metazoa; Chordata; Actinopteri; Perciformes; Percidae. Gene Ontology annotation, cellular component: membrane. Bases 31 to 1200 code for a protein of 389 amino acids. The transcript has a single exon. Gene Ontology annotation, biological process: G protein-coupled receptor signaling pathway; immune response.